This is a messenger RNA of Brienomyrus brachyistius, 884 nucleotides long. RefSeq names its product proline-rich protein 29-like. The coding region runs from base 67 to 738 and encodes 223 amino acids. The transcript is spliced from 6 exons. The record is from RefSeq and is a predicted model, not a curated record. Lineage: Eukaryota; Metazoa; Chordata; Actinopteri; Osteoglossiformes; Mormyridae.
GCUUUAAGCUUCUUGUAUCUCACCGGAAAAAAAAGACCGUUUUCAUUUCACUGUUGUUUACAUAUAAUGGCGUGGAUAGACGGCACAUACUCGCAAAUCCAGCCAUGUUACCAAGACACUCAAAAUGUGCAGAUUAUUCAGCAACCCGCUCCACAACAGCCCACUACGAUCUUCCAGCAGAUUCAGUCAGCUGUGCCAUAUCCAUCUCAACUCAUUCGCCGGGCACAUGUCAAGGAAGAUCUGGUGGAACUGAUGAUGAUCCAAAAUGCCCAGAUGCACCAGGUGAUUAUGAGCAACAUGACCAUGUCUGCGCUCAGCUCCUUCGGCUACUGUCAGGCCCCUCCGGCUACAGAGGUACCGAUCAGUCAACCUUUUGCACACCCUGUGACCGUGGAGGACGAGAGCCCCGAGAUCUGCCACCAUUACUAUCAACCAGUCCCGCUCUGCCUCUGCCCUUCCUGGAUCGCCCCGCCUCAGCCCCAGCCAGGAAUCGCAUACCAGGCCUGCAGCGACCACCAGGCGCCGAUCAUUACUUCCCUCAGAGACAGGAGGGCUAUCCCAUCUCCAUCUCCACCCACACCCAGAGCAUUGUGGACUGAGGGGCCUGGCAUCCCACCUGCAGCAGUUAGAGUCUCGCAGCACUGUGAAGGGAAGCGUGCAAGAGAUGAGGAUCCGUCUUCGCAAGUAUGGAGGCCGACCAUGCAAGUGACGAGAUGUACGAGAAGAAAAUCGCUCUGAAGUUCCACACAGCUCUCCAUAUGUACAAUUGUGUUAUGCCUUUUUAUAGUUUUAGCCAUGUUAAUAAUGCUUUAUGAAUGCAUUAUGAACGUAUCUAUUAUGUGUUACCCAGAUUUCAAAUUAAAAAAAAUAUGCAUGGCUUCUAA